GUAAGGUUAAAUUUAGGUCCUAAGGUUAUCGUAGACUAUUGUAUCAGAAAAUGCCUCAUUUUCUCGCGCCGCGAGAGAGACUUUUUCCCGGUCCCAUUUUACCUUCACCGAGGCACUUGUAUGGUGCAUGGCGCAGACUCGCUUGCGCAUACCACAUAUGCGCGUUUUACUUAUUACUGAGUCGUCUGAUUCCAAUCACUGUGCCUCCAGCUCAUGAAAUAUGUUCCAAACGCCUCAAUAGGUUUCUGGAACGAGCAAAACACCCAGCAGCACUAGGAACCAAAUGAGACUGAGCUCUUAAUGGCCAGAGCCCAGUAGAUUAUGGGUGGUUCCGCCGUCAAUUGUGGGC
Molecule: messenger RNA, 349 nt
Organism: Aspergillus alliaceus
Lineage: Eukaryota; Fungi; Ascomycota; Eurotiomycetes; Eurotiales; Aspergillaceae
Exons: 1
Coding region: 51-287 (78 amino acids)
Source: RefSeq, a predicted model, not a curated record